Molecule: messenger RNA, 1764 nt
Organism: Ruditapes philippinarum (Manila clam)
Lineage: Eukaryota; Metazoa; Mollusca; Bivalvia; Venerida; Veneridae
Product: CDAN1-interacting nuclease 1-like
Exons: 11
Coding region: 145-984 (279 amino acids)
Source: RefSeq, a predicted model, not a curated record
UGUGUGCAUUAAAAUCAAAGCGAGGUAACUCGCUCAUUACUCGCACCGAGAUGUCUCGUACACAAUUUUGCAAGAGUGCAGACAACAAUUAGUUGAUAAAACCGAUAUAUUCUCAAGAAGUUAGCCUAUUGUAGUGCAAGAAAGAUGAAGCUGUCUGUUUAUAAUGAAAUCAUUCAUUUGAUGCACAUGUACAAAACAAGAGAUUCUUUACCACUGAUAGGAGAGAAAUUUCCAAGUGUUAGCCUUAAUGCUCUGGGUAGCAUAUUUUCACAGGACUACCAGAAAAAGAUGAGGAAAACCCAUUAUAUACAUUAUAGCCCUGAAGCUGUAAAUAGAUACUAUGACAGUUUUAUGCAAGGAUUACAGAAUGGGAAGAGAAAUAUACUGAUCGGUCUAUCUGAGGAGCUUGAUCUGUCACCUGCAUUGUUGGGAAGAAUAAUUCUGGAACGCUAUUUAUCAAAUACAAAAUACAAUGGUGAACCACCUCCAAAAACUGUUGUCACUCAGUUAAUGAAGGAACCUUCACUUAUUGAACAACCUAAUCUUGCUGUGGAAAUUCACCAGUGUAUUUUAGGGGAUGAUCACUAUGGGCCAUUGUGUGACAGCAUAAAACAUUCAAUUGGUCAUGAAUAUGAGUUCAAAUUAAAUAAUACACUAGACAGAAUGGGGAUAGCUUAUAUUGGUGAAGAUCAGAUGAGAUUAAAAGGUUAUGACAAAACUCCGGAUGUGAAGUUAGAGGUGCCAAUAGCUGUGGAUGGACAUGUGGUUAAUUGGAUAGAAAGUAAAGCCUCAUUUGGAGACGAACAAAGUCAUAAAACUUACCUCAAAGAUCAGUUUUGGAGUUACUGGAAUAGGUUUGGACCAGGAAUGGUUAUUUACUGGUUUGGUUUUAUAGAUGAACUGGACAUCAAUCAAGAAAAAGGAAUUAUUUUAAGAGACCAUUUUCCAGAACAGAUAGUUAAAAUGGAUCCAAGUAUAAAAUAGCAAAAUGAAAAAAACGGAUAAUUAAUUAGGAUGAAACAUUUCGGAGGGGAUUUAGAGAUAAAUGUGCAAUGUGAACACAGCCAUAGAGGAGUAAUAAACAUGUGCUGAUGUUAAAUAUUUAAAGAAAGAAAGUGAGGUUUACUUACUAUGUGAAAUUGUAAACUUACUUAACUUUCUGGUGCUAUAUAAUAUACAUGUACAGUGUAGGGUUAGUAUUUAAAAUGACUUGUCCAAAAUUUGCAGAUAUUGCAUUUUUGAAUGAGUUCAUACUUUCUUGUUAUUUUCACUGUAAAAAGACUGUGUUUACAAAUAUGAUUGGCAGGUGAUAGGGAAAAAAUUGACAUGGUUUUGUUAUUAAUGGUGUUCCAAUCUGACAAAAGGAUAAGUAUAUAAAAGGGAAAUAUUGAAUGUUGUAAAUGCUGUACAAGUAAUUCUAAUAAACUAAUAAAUUAUUUUUCAUCGAAAAUUCUGCACCAUCUUAAUGUAACUGUAUACAUGUAAAUGGAACCUAAGGACCAUUACAUUCUCUUCUGGUGCUAAUAAACCAUACAGAAAUGAGUAAGAUAUAAACAUUUUUAUCAAUGGUGAUAGGUCCAAUUUCAGAAAUGUUCAACUUCACCACUGUAAAUAACUUUGUUUACUAUGGGAUAGUAAUAUGCAAUUUAUUGGCAUAAUUAAAUUAUGUAGGGUGGUUUUAUAUGACAAAAAACAUUGGUGUAAUGGGAGGGAAAACAAUGCUGACUGCUGUAUACAAAAAAGUAACAUGUAAUUAUAAUAAAU